AUGGCAGAAAUAUUGAAAGAAUGGCUUACGGAACGUCUACAGAGGCCAAUAAAAUGGGAAGCUGAAGAGUUUGGUGACAUGAUGAAAAACGGGAAUAUUAUAGCCAAUGUUCUUCUCAGUUAUAAUGUCAUCAAUGAAGAAAAGUACUAUUUGAUAAGAUCCAGUAAUGCUGCCGAAGAUCUUAAAAAUAAUUGGAAAUAUUUGACGGUUUGGUUAAAAGAUUUGCAAGUUCAAUUGAAUGAUGUCGAUUUGAGUAAUAUUAUGGAAGGAAGAGGAUCGACUUUACUUCGUUUAUUUUAUCAAAUUUUCCUUCAUCUAGAUAAAAAAGAUCGUACUGAUUUUAUCAAAAACGAGAGAAAAAUGGUAUCCAGUUUAGUUCAAAAAAAGGGGAACAGGUUUAAAGUGGACAAAGUUAAUGAACAAGAGGAAUCUAUUGUUGACGAUCUUUCUAAACCUUUACUAGAUGAGAAACAAUUUAUUGAGUGGCAAAGAAAGAAAACAGAACAAGUUAAAGAUACAUAUGAUUUUAUGAGACAGAAAUAUUCUAAAAUAUUAAAUAAAAUCGAAGAAUCGAAAACACCUUUGAAACCAGUAACUCAGAAAUCCCAGAAAAUAAAAAAUAAAGAAAGAAUAGAGAUGGAAAAGUUUGCUUUGAAACAUCCUUGCAAAUUUGAAAAUUAUACAUAUGGACAAUUACUAGAUUUGGAAAAAAAGGCAAUAGAAAGAAAAAAAUCUCUUAUAGAUUCAGAGUGGGCGAAAAAUUAUAUGGAUAAUCUUUACACCAGGAUACACAAAAAGUCGGAUUCAGAGGAAUUUCAGAAACAAAUGUGUAAUGUAAUCAGUGGAUCACUAUGGGAUCUUUCAGUUGCUGAAGAAGAAAUGAAGCUUGAUACAGAAUUAGCCAAAAAAGUUAUGAAACUUUCACAGUUCGAGAAGCAAAUGUGUACACAGCUUAUGGAAACUAAACAGCAGGCCCGGAACCUAGUACAGAAUAGAGUACAAGCAGAAAAAGAAUUUGCUGAUCAAAGGGAGCAACAAUUUAACCAAUAUCUCGAUAACAUAAAGGAACAAAUUUAUUUAGAAGUUGUUGAAAUAGACUUUGAGAAAAAAAGACAAAACAUGCUUCAUAAAAAAUUAUAUGCUGAAAAAAUUAAAAGAAAACGACAAUUUUAUUAUAAAAUAUGCUAUGACACGCUUUUAUCGAUUAUUGAUUAUGCUACAAAAUAUGCGUAUUUUCGAAAAUUAAUAGGAGAUGAAAUUCCGGAUCACUUUAUUCAUGAAUGGAAGACGUUGUAUCAUAAACAACAACCAAUAUUUGAUAUUCUCGAUCCAAUGGAGAAUAUUUUAAAAGAACCAGGUAUUGAUGAAGAACCAGCGAUUAAUCAAGAAGAAAUAAUAAAACUAGAGUUAAAUAGACAAGACAUUUUAAACGAAAAUGAAUUUAAAGAAUACCAUAAUUUUUCAUACCCUUGGACAUUACAUCUUUUAAUACCUAAUUAUGAUCCAGAGUCAGAAGAACGAAAAUAUGAAUAUCUCGGAACAAAAAUUUUAGGUCACGUUGUUUAUACGUUGCUAGAAAUAAAGUAUCCAUAUCCUCCUCCAAAGCCACCAGCCAAUUUGCCAAAGUUUUCUGUUAAGGCAUUAUUGCGUGGUCUUCCAGAUAGGUCAAUAACUAUUGCCAUGCAAAUAUUGCUUAACUUACGAAGAAUUCAUGUAGUUCGACUGGAGUCUGCUAUAAAUUUUUGCUUAAGAAGAUUUAAGAUUGAAAUGAUUGGAUGUGUUGAUAUAGAUUUAUCUUUUGAUAAAUUUAUUCUUGCAGCUCAAGAAGAAGAAAAUAAAGAGCUUCUUAGAAUGAUGAAAGUAGACGAGGACGUUGCUAGUAAAACUAUCGACACCAACGUUAAUGCAAUUUCAGGCCCUUUACCUUUAAAUACAAAGCAAACGCAAACUCCUAAAUCUAUACCAGAAGAAGACAUUAUUUUGUCUACUGCCGCAGAUCUAGGGAAAUAUGCUUAUGAAACAUUGAAUUUUGGUAAUUCUUUAACUGACCAUUUGUUAGCUGCCAUGAUAGUUGAGUAUAUAAAAGAUCAGGAAAAUAUUACUGGUUUUGUUAUUGUGAAUUAUCCAAAUUCUUAUCGACAGGCGCAGAUAUUAGAAGAGACUUUUUCUGGAUGUGCUCCUCCUGAUAUAGGUGAGUUAGAUGACACAGACGAUAUUUAUUUAGAGGAGAACAUUAUUAAACACCGUAAAAAAGAGAUAGAUCCUUAUAAGGAAUUUAGAGCGUCUAAACUCGUGAAUGAUCCUCAUAAGAAGAAAACUGAUGUACCUUUUGAUAGCUAUUUUACUUGUUACAUUAAGCUCCAAGAAGUAGAAGACAUCCUUCAGGAGUUUGUUAUAUGGAAUUUAACGGAAGACAAUUCGGAACUAAUAGAUAGAUUUUACGCUACAUUAGGAAUUAAUUAUAGUAUGUACUACGAAGUUAUAGAAAAAGAUUUGUUAGCUCAAAUAUGCAAAUACAUUAUCGGUGAUUAUAUCAUGCCAUUAAAAUCUUGUGAUAAACUAUUUGGUGAAAAUGUUCUGAGUAGUCUUGAUUUUCCAUCAUCAGAUGAUAAAAGAACAAAAUCUAAGACUGUUAAACCUGAAAUAUCGAAUGGAAAAUAUAAAGAAAGGAUACGACGAGGAUCUAGAACCAGCAAGAUGUCGUUCAAUAAUGAGCUGGAAGUUGUUAAGGCACCGGACUCAAAUGAAGAUAUACCAGAUAAAACUACUAUUCUGUUGGAAACUGCAUCGGGUGACAAUGAAAGUAAAUCAAUAACAAGCAAUGAAGAUUUAAAAGUUUUAGCUGGUGAAGAAAAUUGGGUUUAUGGUGAAAUACCUAUUGCAGAAAUUAUUGGUAUAGCAUUGGCAACUUGUUGGGAAGAAAUUGAAAAAACUUACAUUCGUGACAUGCAGCAAUUGUUUUUGGCUAAACGUUUGCAAAUGAAUUGUUUGAUACCAUAUACUAGAUUUAUUAAAGAUAAGAUGGAACAAAUAAUAUCAUUACCCUCUCAUAAGCAAGACCUAGUGAGUGAUUUUCAAAAAGAUUAUAAUGAAUUUGAAUCUGAUUGGCGUGAUAUCGACGUAACUAAAAAUGAAUGGCAUUGUCGUGUAAAGGAAUUGCAAAAUAAGUUAUAUCACAUUUGUGAUGAAAGAAAAUUAUAUGCUCAACAGCAAAGACAGGUGCUUAUUUCUGAAAAUUGGGCCAUGGAGGAACUCACUACUAUGGUGAACACAUUCAUAUCAUGUAUACAGACGGAAUUAAAUCGAUCUAUCUUAACAUUUCAAAUAUUGCAUGAUUUUUAUUUUGCAAUGAUUAAACAUAUGCCUUCAAAUGACAGACUUUGUUCCAAAGAUUUGACAAAAAUAUUAAAGGAAUCUGAAGAAACCUCUGGUAGUAGGAAAGGUGGAGAAGAUAAACUGUAUCGACAGCUAAAAGCAGCAUUUCAAGACCUACAGUUGAAAAAUACUAAGGUAGAUUACAGUAAUAAUCCAUUUAAUUUCGUUAUAGAGAACAAUGUUAAGUAUGCUUUGAAAGUCAUUAAAGAUACAAACGAUGCAUACCGUUCGUUGAUAAGUAGAGAAUAUAGUGAAAUUGCAAAAAACUCACCUCCUAUAAAGAAAAAAGAUGAAAAUACGUCUGAAGAGAUAAUAAAUUAUGAGGAGAUUUUUAAACAAAAUGCAUUAAAGUGCAUAGAAGAAUGGACAGUGGCUAUAAAUGGCGAGAUGUUUCGUGUUAAUUUACGUUUAUUAGCACUUCAAUAUAAGUGCUACCAGGAUAUGAAGUUAUUUAAUGAUCACAUUUACAGGACAUUUAUGGACGUACAGAAUGAUAUUAAUAUAUAUUACAUAAAUGAGAUUAAAGCAGUCGAUCGUUUAAGCAAAUAUUUACAGAUGGCCGUAGAAAGAGGAAGAAAAAUAACAGAAACACUUAUUCUUGAAUAUGAUGGCCUCACCAUAGAUCCAAACUUAUUACAAUUUGCGCCACCUGAACCCCCUACUGAUAAAGGACAAAUUGCUCAAGUUGUUCAAGAUACAGAUUUUAAAGUAGGUCAAUUGGCUAGACUGCGUACACAAUUCAAAAUCGUUGCCCCCACUGGUAUUAUAUUACAGCAAGCUUUUAUAUAUUUAUUACAAGAUUUCAUCUUCUUUGGGAAAGAAUCAUGUGAAGGUCCUCUAUUUCCAGAAGCAUGGAAGCGUUUGGAUCCAGAACAUGUUCCUAAAUUGGUAUAUCUAUUGUUUGGGGAUACGACUUAUGUGGAUUGGAGAGAAUUUCUUAUUUAUUGUUUGAACAUAAGAUUUCCGGUUUUAGGUGAAUUAUUGGAAGUGCGUGGAAACUUUCGAUGCACCGACCUCGACUCUACUGAGCUCAUAUCUAGAGAUGAUUUUCUCAUUGAAGAGCUUUGGUUCGAACAAGAUUUUGAUCCGAAUGACAAAUGUAGCCAACUAAGAAAAAAUUUAACGAAACAUUUCUUGUUUGAAUUAUUUGAAACGGCUCAAAAUAAAAUGAAUUAUUCUGCGUUUCUCUUAGCGUUUUGUAAAAGUAUUGACCCUAUAGAAGGAUUUUCUACAGCUUUAUCAAUGGCUGUUGGGAAAAAGAUAUGUUUUAGAUUAGUUGAAUGUCAAGAAGUUAUGUGCAAUAUGAUUAAACUAAAAAAAUAUAAAGCUGAAUGUUUAGCAUGUGCUCUUAAGUGUACUGGUCAAUUUCUAGACAAAUUAAUAACUAAUGUAGUAAAUACUUGUGAAGGUACUACAAUUAUAGAAUUAGCGUAUACAGAACCUUUCUCAAUGUCUGACAAAAAGGGCAAAAAAGGAAGGAGCACAAUAUCAAAGGCCAAAACAAUUGAGAGUACUCAGAGUGCCCGAUUGCCAAAAACACAGAAUAUUUCUGCAAGUAAAAGUAAAACCACACAAUCUGCGACAGAUGUUAAGACUACAUUUAUUUGCAAGCCAUGUGAAGAAGAAACGGAAACAGUACACGUGAAACUUCCAGAAAAAGAGGAUGUAGAAGAAGAACACAAAAGUGAGCCACAAGUAGAUCCAAAUUUAGUGUACGCUGUUAAUCAAGAUGUUAUAUGGAAUGUAUUACAAAUAUGUCUCCCCUGGAACUUUGUAUUACUCCCUGAAGAAAAGGUAACUCCUUACGUUCAACAAGUAAAGGCUGUAAUGAAGUGCUUAGAGGUAGAUACCGAUAAUGGGGAUAUUUAUGUUUGUAAAUUUGUAACUGAUUCAAAUGUGUGCAAGUUAUUGCACAAAGUAAAAAAGUUUACAGUUCUUAAUUUAACCGAAAUAAUGUGUAACGUUUUUUUGUAAAUAAUAUCAAUCUUCUUGCACAUUAUAAUUUAUUUUUACU
Achroia grisella is the source of this 5389-nucleotide messenger RNA. RefSeq names its product sperm flagellar protein 2-like. Lineage: Eukaryota; Metazoa; Arthropoda; Insecta; Lepidoptera; Pyralidae. The transcript is spliced from 2 exons. Gene Ontology annotation, molecular function: protein binding. The record is from RefSeq and is a predicted model, not a curated record. Bases 1 to 5349 code for a protein of 1782 amino acids.